GACAACGCGAGCACUCAGCUAUACCAAUUUCGUUUCAAUCAUGAAGCUGCUGGUAUCGUUCCUGCUGGCGUGCUGCGUCGCCGCCUGCUGCGCCGCCUGCUGCGCCGCCUGCUGCCAUCACGAAUCUGCUGAGUUGAUAAAAAGAGGAUACGUUAUAGUGCCGAGCUCCGCCGGGGCCGUCAUCCCCCUCAGAGGCUACAACGGAGAGACCAUGUACUACGCCAUUAAGAUUUCCUACUUUCAGGGUGGCCGCGCUGGCGUCGGUCAAGCUGUCGCUAGCGCUGCUCAGGCGGGCCGUACUGCCGCUGCUGCCGUGCACGCGGGCAGCGCGGGAUUCCGUGUUAGCAACGCAGCACGCGCCGGUUUCCAUGGCGGAGCGUCAGGUACCACUGGCGCCCGCUUCAGGACGAUGUCGGUUGGUCAGGUUCCAACUACUAGGUUUCAGCAGGUGAGGCAGAUCAUCGGUGGCCCACAGAGAAGAGUCGUUCCGGCCGUCGCCCAGACCGACGUAUUCCGGACCGGAUUUGGGGACGAAUUCAACAUCAACACGUUUGGAACGCUUCGAGCGGGCAACUUCGGAGUUCCGACCUUCGCCGGACCGUACGUGGACAUCGGUCAGUUUGACUUCGCCGCCCGCAAGGAGGCUGCCUUUGCCUCCGCUCCAGGAGACUCCCGCGUAAAGGAGGGAGCUCUCCAGCAAGCUCCCGUCGGCAGACGAUACAAGUCCGGAUUCGCCCGCCAGGUGGAGAGCUCGGCGGCCGACAGGGCCGGAAGCGGACGCGGCGAGACGACGGUAGAGGUCGCUGCGUCGCAGAAGGCUGACCAGGCGCUGGAGCAGACUUUCAAGCAAGAGGGCACCGGCGAGGGUUCCGUGAAAGAAGGCGCCACCUACGGCUUUGAGCAGGACGACCAGAUUCCCUUCCAGCCGGUGGAGAUCGAAGCUGUACCAGUGCACGCCGGGCCCGCUCAUGAAGCCGUCGCCGACAUAGCAGCGAGCGCUGCCAAGGCAGGGUACGCGUAAUCCGUACCGCGUGUAACCAUGGCGACCUUAACCCUGACGACCUGGAAUUGUUACGCCGGAGUUAAGUAGACAACCAUUGAUCCGCCCUCUUUAAUUCGCAGUCUCGGCUACAGAGUAGUCUAAUGCACAUUUGUACAUCUAGAGUAAAUACUAGCUGUCUCUGUAAGCGUUAAGGAGUCUUAUUGCGAGAGUUGUUAUCGGACACGCGCGGUAUUACUCCUCACCAGCCGUGAUUCACGCAUGAAUUUCAGUUACUCGGGGCAUCGUUGUCUAUUUAUUACCGAAUAGGAAUGACGUGUACCGAUGCGUCAUUUUCGUAAAAAAUAAUUACGACUAUAAAAAAAGCGAGUGUUAGAUCAAAGAAACCGACCAAGUUGAAAUUGUAUACACGGCUCAUAGCCGAAGCAAUAUCC
This is a messenger RNA of Priapulus caudatus, 1434 nucleotides long. RefSeq lists its product as uncharacterized. The record is from RefSeq and is a predicted model, not a curated record. Bases 41 to 1021 code for a protein of 326 amino acids. Lineage: Eukaryota; Metazoa; Priapulida; Priapulimorpha; Priapulimorphida; Priapulidae. The transcript is spliced from 3 exons.